Molecule: messenger RNA, 1570 nt
Organism: Umbelopsis ramanniana AG
Lineage: Eukaryota; Fungi; Mucoromycota; Umbelopsidomycetes; Umbelopsidales; Umbelopsidaceae
Exons: 16
Coding region: 55-1386 (443 amino acids)
Biological process (GO): microtubule-based movement; mitotic cell cycle
Cellular component (GO): microtubule
Molecular function (GO): plus-end-directed microtubule motor activity; microtubule binding; ATP binding
Source: RefSeq, a predicted model, not a curated record
CAUCGCUUGGACCCCUCACAAAACUCAACUGCUGUACACCUCGCCAUUCCCCCCAUGUCUUUCAAGAUAGGGUCGAUACCACACCCUAGUAGAAAUGGCUCGAUUAAUAGUACACAGUCAAGUACAAAGAGUCAAUCCCCCGAAAAUGUGCAAGUCGCUGUACGUUGUCGGCCCAUGUCGGCAUCAGAAGCCAGGGGUCAGCGUGAAGUAUGCUGGGAUAUUGAUACAACACUUAAUAGUAUUGUUAUUGCGGAAGGUUUUGAGCGUCAGAACAGAGCAAGACAUAAAUAUCGUUAUGAUAGAGUCCUGUAUGGUAGUGAUAACUUCCGCAUAUAUGACGACAAUGUAGCUAAACUCGUAAAUUCGACUAUGGAAGGCUAUAAUGGUACUGUCUUUGCAUAUGGACAAACUGCGAGUGGAAAAACAUAUCCGAUUACAGGAACACACAACGAACCUGGAGUGAUACCUCGUGCCGUUAAUGAUGUAUUUGAGUACAUCAAAGCUAACUCUACGAGAGAAUUUUUGUUGCGAGUUUCGUACCUUGAAAUAUAUAAUGAAGCCAUCCAUGAUUUGCUUUCUCCGGGAACGCAAGACUUGAAAAUCCAUGAAGAUAAACAAAGAGGCGUUUAUGUCAGUCCCUUAAAAGAGGAGGUCCUUACCAAUGCAAAACAGGCACUUAAGGUUAUACAGAAAGGAGAAGAAAAUCGACAUGUCAGCACUACAAAUUAUAAUCUACACAGUAGCCGCUCACACACAAUAUUUCGAAUGAUUAUUGAGAGUAAGGAAAGGGAACCUAAUGCAUCGACACAAACUCAUCGAGAUCGUAGCACUGCUUCCAAUGCCAAAUCAACGAUCCGCAUAUCACAAUUGAAUCUCAUUGAUCUUGCUGGUUCAGAAAAAGCAACCACCAACCUUGACAGACAAAAGGAAGGUGCUUUUAUCAACAAAAGUUUGCUUACACUGGGCACUGUCAUAUCAAAGCUGACUGAUUCAAAGGGAGCUAGCCAUAUUCCAUUCCGUGACUCUAAACUUACACGAAUACUGCAACCUUCGUUAUCGGGAAAUGCCAGAGUGGCAGUCAUAUGUACUAUAAGCCCUGUAAUGACGAGUAUGGAAGAAAGCAUGAAUACACUUAAAUUUGCAGAAAGAGUAAAGCUAGUAGUCACAUCCGCCAAGACAAACGAGAUACUCGAUGACAAGGCACUAUUGCAACAAUAUCGAACUGAAAUAUCGAGCUUGAAGGCGAAGUUGGAGGCCGGCAACGAUCUUUUAGCCCAGCAACAAAUGGCACAGGAGGAUAUCAUGCAGGCGGAAAAACGCAAGCGGUGCUUUUACUACAGCACGAAGGACAAAUGCGCGACAUGGAGCUUGUUCGUACAGCCUUGAAAGAACGUAUCAAUCACCUCACCAAACUGAUCUUAACAUCGUCUUCAUCAACAUCGUUUACUAAAAUGAUUUUGACGCCAUCGGGCCUGGGAGAUUACAGCAAACGAAAAAUUGAUAGCGACGAUUCGUUACCCGAUAGCCUUCGUGUACAUUCGAGUGAUGCUCCACAACGGGAUGCCGCGGA